AUGUGGAACAGCAGCGAAGUUCCCCUGCAGCUCCCAGGCUCCAGGUCCUCCGACCGACUCUUACAGCCUUUGUGGAACUAUCUGAUCUUCCACCACUACUCUCUGGUCUCCUCACCAUUCUUCCCGGUCCUGCUUGCCUUUUCCAGCUAUUUCAUCUUCAGUCUUCCCUUUGCCAUCGUGGAUCUUCUGGGAGAACGAGCCUCGGUGUUCUACCGCUACAAGAUUCAGAAGGAGAGGCGUCCCACCCUGAGGAUGAUGGCCAAGAGUCUGGGGAUGGCCGUCUACAACCACUUGGUGUUCGUGGUGCCAGCCGUGGUGAUCAAUAACGUUGUGAUGCCAGCACCGCCGCUGCCUACCGUUGCACCCACGCUCUGGGAGCUGGUCUCAGGGGGAUUGGGUGCCCUUCUCAUUUUCGAUACUCAGUACUUCCUGUGGCACAUGGUGCACCACAAAAAUCCUCACCUGUACAAGUGGGUCCAUGCCAUUCACCACGACUACAUCUCCCCUUUCUCCUGGUCCACUCAACAUCUCAGCGCUGUUGAACUGAUGACGGUGGGAUUCUGGAGCAACCUUGACCCCAUCCUGCUCCAGUGCCACCCUCUGACCACUUGGACCCUCACCGUUUUCAGUAUCUGGUUGUCUGUUGAGGACCACAUCGGAUACGACUUGCCUUGGACUCCCAGUCACCUAGUGCCGUUUGGACUGCUCGGAGGUGCCAUGGCUCACGACAUGCACCACCAAAAACCAAGUAGUAACUUUGCACCUUUCUUCAGUCACUGGGACAAACUCUUCGGGACUGCCUCUACCUAUGUAAAACCAACUGAGACAGUAUCUUCCAGCUUGAAAGAAGCUUAA
This is a messenger RNA of Chanos chanos (milkfish), 855 nucleotides long. It is a transcript of the gene ch25hl1.1, whose product is annotated as cholesterol 25-hydroxylase like 1, tandem duplicate 1. NCBI's taxonomy places the organism in Eukaryota, Metazoa, Chordata, Actinopteri, Gonorynchiformes, Chanidae. Gene Ontology annotation, biological process: lipid biosynthetic process. The record is from RefSeq and is a predicted model, not a curated record. The transcript has a single exon. The coding region runs from base 1 to 855 and encodes 284 amino acids. Gene Ontology annotation, molecular function: oxidoreductase activity; iron ion binding.